GUUUUUUCCCCCAUUAAAGAUUGUCUGUCCUCAUUCGUGAUCAAGUCUUUUGUUUGUCCCCAAUUGCCGAACAUUCGACCAACAAACUGAUAUCACUUUUCGACCUUGUCACAAUUGUGGUCCCUCUUUUUUUUUUCCCUUUCUCUUGUUUGGUCGUCAAUACUCCGUACCACUUUGUACAAAUAGAUUCUUCUGGAAAAUAUUGCAAUACUAACUCGUACAUCCAAAAAAACCACCUUUACCCUAUUACUUCUUCUUCCGACCAUGGUCUCCCCCACUUCAUUCCGUUCUCUGGCCGUUCGACUACGAGUACAAAUACAAGGACCACCACCUCGUACCCAUACCUGCUUGACAACUUCUCUUUCCUCUCUUCGUCCAUCCUCACACCACUCUCGAAUACUUCCUACACCACCACCAUCGACAUCCUCCUCUGUCCGGUCAACCCGUCACUUUUCAAAUACCACCGACAAAAUGUCUUCCUCCUUUUUGGAUUCCAUCAAGUCCCGCCGUACCAUUUACCAACUCACCGGUGAGUCGACCAUCCCGGACUCUCGCAUCAAGGAGAUCGUUCAACAGGCGGUCCUACACGUCCCGUCGAGUUUCAACUCCCAAUCGACCCGGUGUGUCGUCCUCUUGGGGGAGGAACACAAGAAGUUGUGGGGUGACAUCGUCAAGCCUGCCGUCAAGGCCGUCGCCCCGGCCGAGGCGUGGCCGGCCUCCGAACAGAGACUGUCGGGUUUCCAGGCCGGUUACGGUACCGUCUUGUUCUACGAGGAACCAAAGGUCGUCGCCGGUCUACAGGAAAAGUUGCCGCUCUACGCCGAAAAGUUCCCACAGUGGAGUGAACAUACCAACGCCAUGCAUCAAUUUGCCAUCUGGACUGCUCUUGAACAAGAAGGUCUUGGUGCAAACCUACAACAUUACAACCCCUUGAUCGACGAGAAAAUCUCGGCGACCUGGAACGUACCUGCAACUUGGAGCCUCAAGGCUCAGUUGGUGUUUGGUAAACCCGCAGGUUCUCCGAUGGAAAAGUCAUUCGGUCCCAUCGAGGAACGUGUCUUUGUCCACGGUGGAAAGAACUAAAAAGAAGAACCAAAAGGAUUCAAUCAAAUUUUUUUUUCUUCUUACCGGAUUAUCAACAUGGGAAGCCCUCUUUUUGUGAGGUAGAUCAGAAACUCGAGAGCAAAGACCAAAGACCAAAGAUUAAAGACUUUUUUUUUCGUUUUCUUUUGAAGAAAAGAAAAAACUCAUACAACAACAACUAAGUCAAAGGUUUUUAUUUUAUUCUUUUAGCGAGAGAAGAAAAAAACAAGAAACAAUCAACUAAACGCAUAUAAAAAAUAAAUGAAUUACUUGUUACCAAAACAAA
This is a messenger RNA of Exophiala oligosperma, 1369 nucleotides long. RefSeq lists its product as uncharacterized. The transcript has 2 exons. Bases 265 to 1083 code for a protein of 272 amino acids. Gene Ontology annotation, biological process: cellular response to oxidative stress. Lineage: Eukaryota; Fungi; Ascomycota; Eurotiomycetes; Chaetothyriales; Herpotrichiellaceae. The record is from RefSeq and is a predicted model, not a curated record.